Molecule: messenger RNA, 3581 nt
Organism: Caenorhabditis angaria
Lineage: Eukaryota; Metazoa; Nematoda; Chromadorea; Rhabditida; Rhabditidae
Source: the annotation of a GenBank genome assembly
AUGGGAAUCGCAUUCUCUUCAUCGACUACUAUAAAGUGAGUUAAUCGAACUGUGAUUUAUCGAGAAAAUCGAAUUAUUUUUUUGUUAUUUAGCAAUAUGUUUGAUGGUGUUCCACGUGGACAAGACGAUUCGAUUUUCGAUGUUUUGGAGGCGUACAAAAAGGAUCCGAGACCGGAUAAGAUUAAUUUGAGUGUUGGAGCGUAUCGAGAUGAUGAUGUAAGGCUGAUUUGGGCUGGAGGAAUUAGGCCAUUUGAGAAAGUCUAGGCCUGAAAUGUGGAGCAUUUUGAGCCUAAGAAAGCCUAGUCUCUAGGCUUAUUUAGGCUAUGAGUCUAGGCUUUUCUAGGCUCGAAAUUCUCCAAAUUUUGAAUCUAAAAGUAAUUCCCUUUUAAACCCCCGCGAAUUGUUUGCACGCCAAACGCGCCUUCAAGGUGAAGACUGACGCGUUUGAGCGUGGGAACGAGCCAUUGUUUGUUCUUUUUGUUGUUUUUCAGACAAGUUCUGAGUUUUAAGCUUGUUACUGUUUCUUUCACAAGUUCUACGGUGUGAACUUGUGAUUAGGUGAUAAUCCCCGUUGUAAAUUGUUGAUUCCGGAAUCGGAAUCCUUUUGCUAUUGUUAUUUUAUUUAAAAUCACUCAAUAAAUUAUUGUUUGAAACUUGUUGUUCAUUUUUGCACAUUUUAAGUGGCAAUUCCACUUAGAAUUCCUAUAUUUUGUGGACCCUUAUCGAGACUUGAAAUAAGUCGACAAGGGCAACCAUUACUUGGGGGCCGAACUAAAAUCCGACGAAAAACCGAGUGAAAUUUGGUUAUUUGGAGGAACGAAUUGGUUGUAUUUUGUGUUGCUCAAGGAAAUUCUUUGAGUAAUAUAAGAUUUUAUUGAUUCGAAUCGAGUCAAUAAACUGUGGAAGUUGUUGAUUGGUGUGAUUGGAGGUGGAACAUCGACGGAGUCGGGAUUGGCAACUUCAGAGGUUUGAAUCAAACUUUUGAAGCGUCGUUGUGAUCUAAGAUCGUCAAUUCAUUCUUUUUGCAGUGCAAUCAAACUAUGACAUCAAAUAUGGGAACGAAUUGGGCAAAUGAGACGGAAAAAUCGACAAAAGAUGAGAAAGUUGAGACUGGAGCUGUUGAGUCAACGAUUUUUGAAUGGGUGGAAGAGAACAGUGAAGAAUAUGUUAAGAAAGCUGUCGCGACCGCAAAAGAAGAUAUUUUGCGUGUUGCAAAAGUCACGAAACGUCAGGCUGAUGUAAUUAUGGAACCACUUGCCAGAAGUUUUGACAAAUUUGUCGCGGGUUUGUGUGAGGAGUUGCGCGAAUCGCCGAAUUUGGUCAAUAAUGAGGAGGCGAGAUGUAUUCGAUAUUUGCGAAAAGUGGAAUUUGCGGAUGUCGAUAUUGUUCAUAGAUAUAUGAGUGCUGGCGCGGAAGUUUUGAGAUUUGAGAGAGAAACCGGGUAUGAUGCUGAUGGUUAUAAAGCUCAGGUUGAUAAAGAAAUUGAUAAAUGCAAUUUCCAGGUGGAAAAAUUGCAUGGCGAAGCCGAAAAAUGGAAAAAUGAAGCCGAAAUGUUGAGAAAGAAAGUUGAAGAUUCUGAGGAUGCAUAUGGUGAAUUAUUGGAGAAGUAUACAAAGAUGGAAAAGGAAGUACAAUUGUUGAAGAACCGAAAAGGUGAGAAAACAAUCCGAGAAGCAUCACCAACACCAAGUUUCCAGAUGUUUUCCGAUUUGAAGAAUGCGAAAUCGAAAUUUGCGACUCCGAAUCGAGGUGCAACUGUUGAGACAAUGGCUGGACGUGUUUUGGAAGAUGGUGAGUCUACUUCGGGGCUUUCAAAAUUGGAAACCGAUAAGCGCAGCGAAAAUUCGACUGAAAAGAGAACCAAAGAUUGGGUUAUUCAUGGAAAAUCGAAGAUUGUUUCCGAUGGAGGAUCCGAAAAUGUCGAUGGACAUGGAGGAGGAAAAUCGGAAAAAUCGCCAACAAAAACGAGAAGUUCUAUUGAAAGUGUUAAAGAUGGAUUGGUGGCGAUGAUGGGAUUCAUGAAGCUGAAUAGCUUCCCAGAUCCAGAACCGUUUUCGGGAUAUGCCAGUGAGAAUUUGGAUGAGUUCCUCGAAUUGUUCGAAUUGAAAUAUGGAAGUUUGACUGGAAAUGGAAAAGAAAUGGGUGCUAUUUUGACCGGAAAAUUCCUCAAAGGUCACGCCAAAAAGUUGUUUGAUUCAAUUGAUGUUGGAAAAGAUUGGAAAUGGAAAGAAGUUAAAGAGAAGUUUGAAGAAGUUAUGAAUGCUUCAAGAACGAGCAAAAGAGGAAGAGCAAUUGAGAAAUGGCAAGAUAUGAGAAUUGGAAAGAACCAAUCGUUGCAGAUGUAUUGCAUUGAAAUUGAGAAAUUAGCGCGAGACGCAUUUGAUGCAAGUCCGCGUGAAAUCGACAUUUAUAAGACGGCGAAAUUGUUGCAAGCAACCAGAAGAAAUUCUGCACUCGCUGGACUUUUGGCAGUCAAGAAAAAUGAUAAGAAAGACGGAAAUCAAUACGAAGCACUCAAAUCUGCCGCGCUUCAAUUUGAAUAUGAUUUGGAAAGAGAGAAAUAUCGAGAAGAUCGAAAGAAGUUUGAAAAGAAAGGUGGAUCGGACCCAGGUGAAAGUUCGAAAGCCAAAAAUGAGAAAUCGGAAAAUGCGGAUAAAGAUGAAACUUCGAGGACAACUAAUGAAAAAUCGAACCAAGGUGAAAGUUCGAGAAGAGAUGCUGGAAGAUGUUUUUCAUGUGGAAAAGAUGGACAUUUUAUCGCGAAUUGUCCGAAUCGAGCUGAAGUCAAUUGUGUGAAAACCGAAGGAUUGUGCAAGAUGAGACCUGUAGAAAAAGCGACAAUUUUGGGUCAACAAGUUGAGAUUUUGAUUGAUUCGGGAUCAGAAGUCUCGCUCAUGUCAUCUAAAAUAUUCGACAAAUUGAUGGACGGUGCCAGAAAUUUGGAGAAAUCAAAAUGGAAAGUUGAGCUACCAGGUGAUUGGUCGUUGAAAAGUUGUGGAGGAACGAAUAUGAAGAUCAUCAAACAAUUUGAAGUUGAGACGAAAAUUCGAGAUCGAGAAGAAAAGGUGAAAUUCCAGAUUAUCGAGGAAAGUGUGAAUAUGUUGAUUUUGGGAUUGGAUAGUUUCAAAAAUUUUGGAAUUUUUGUUGGAUGGAAAUCCGAAUCAAAUAUGGAAGAUUCAAAUGUGGAAUCUGGAAAUCCAGGUGUCGGAAAGAAACGACAAAGAAAACGCGCAGCGCGAAAAAUUCGGGAAAAAGGCACUGAUUUGGUUCAGAAAAUUUAUUCCUUGAAGAUUUCAGAUUCGGAGGAUGAAUCGCGCGAUGUUUCGACUGGACCAGAAGCUGAUAAAUCAGAAGUUAUUGGAAAAGAAGUUGCUGAAAUUGUUGAUCAAGAAAAGAUGUUGGAAGAUAUGGAUUUAUGGAGAAAUCCAUAUAAUAUUGGAAAGAAGUCACUUGUAAUGAUGAAUGGAAAAUUUUCGGCGGUUGAUCGGGACACAUUGGAUCGAAGAAUUGCGGUUGCCGAUGGUGUUUGGAGAAAAUUGAUGUCGAAGGACAGCGGGUGUUGUGGCUCCGAGUCGAUGUAA